AUGAUAACAAUAUCUAUCAAGUUAAGAAGAACGACACUUGGCCGACUGUACUCACAGAACAUCUCCAGCGUCCUUCAUCUCACUGAGCAUCCAAACAUCACGCAUGGGUGUUUUUAUUACUUCUACCAAGAUGACAAGCACAGCAUUUAUAAUUGCAUUGGCUAUUUUAGCAGCACAAUUUACACAAGAUGCAACAGUGACGGCACAAUCAUCUUCAAGCGGCUCAACAGUGACGGCACCAUCAGCUUCAACCGGCCCAACAGUGACGGCAACAUCAGCUUCAACCGGCCCAACAGUGACGACACCAUCAGCUUCAAGCGGCCCAACAGUGACGACACCAUCAGCUUCAAGUGGCCCAACAGUGACGACACCAUCAGCUUCAAGUGGCCCAACAGUGACGACACCAUCAGCUUCAAGUGGCCCAACAGUGACGACACCAUCAGCUUCAAGCGGCCCAACAGUGACGACACCAUCAGCUUCAAGCGGCCCAACAGUGACGACACCAUCAGCUUCAAGCGGCUCAACAGUGACGGCACCAUCAGCUUCAACCGGCCCAACAGUGACGACACCAUCAGCUUCAAGCGGCCCAACAGUGACGACACCAUCAGCUUCAAGCGGCCCAACAGUGACGACACCAUCAGCUUCAAGCGGCCCAACAGUGACGACACCAUCAGCUUCAAGCGGCCCAACAGUGACGACACCAUCAGCUUCAAGCGACUCAACAGUGACGACACCAUCAGCUUCAAGCGACUCAACAGUGACGACACCAUCAGCUUCAAGCGGCCCAACAGUGACGACACCAUCAGCUUCAAGCGGCCCAACAGUGACGACACCAUCAGCUUCAAGCGACUCAACAGUGACGACACCAUCAGCUUCAAGCGGCCCAACAGUGACGACACCAUCAGCUUCAAGCGGCCCAACAGUGACGACACCAUCAGCUUCAAGCGACUCAACAGUGACGACACCAUCAGCUUCAAGCGACUCAACAGUGACGGCACCAUCAGCUUCAAGCGGCCCAACAGUGACGACACCAUCAGCUUCAAGCGGCCCAACAGUGACGACACCAUCAGCUUCAAGCGACUCAACAGUGACGACACCAUCAUCUUCAAGCGGCUCAACAGUGACGGCACCAUCAGCUUCAACCGGCCCAACAGUGACGGCACCAUCAGCUUCAAGCGGCCCAACAGUGACGACACCAUCAGCUUCAAGCGGCCCAACAGUGACGGCACCAUCAGCUUCAAGUGCCCCAACAGUGACGGCACCGUCAGCUUCAAGUGGCCCAACAGUGACGACACCAUCAGCUUCAACCGGCCCAACAGUGACAACACCAUCAGCUUCAAGCGGCUCAACAGUGACGGCACCAUCAGCUUCAAGUGGCCCAACAGUGACGGCACCGUCAGCUUCAAGUGGCCCAACAGUGACGACACCAUCAGCUUCAACCGGCCCAACAGUGACAACACCAUCAGCUUCAAGCGGCUCAACAGUGACAGCGCCAUCAGCUUCAAGCGGCUCAACAGUGACGGCACCAUCAGCUUCAAGUGGCCCAACAGUGACAACACCAUCAGCUUCAAGCGGCUCAACAGUGACAGCGCCAUCAGCUUCAAGCGGCUCAACAGUGACGGCACCAUCAGCUUCAAGCGGCUCAACAGUGACGACACCAUCAGCUUCAACCGGCCCAACAGUGACGACACCAUCAGCUUCAAGCGGCUCAACAGUGACAGCGCCAUCAGCUUCAAGCGGCUCAACAGUGACGACACCAUCAGCUUCAAGCGGCUCAACAGUGACGGCACCAUCAGCUUCAAGUGGCCCAACAGUGACGACUCCAUCAGCUUCAACCGGCCCAACAGUGACGGCGCCAUCAGCUUCAAGCGGCUCAACAGUGACGGCACCAUCAGCUUCAAGUGGCCCAACAGUGACGACACCAUCAGCUUCAACCGGCCCAACAGUGACGACACCAUCAGCUUCAAGCGGCCCAACAGUGACGGCACCAUCAGCUUCAAGCGGCCCAACAGUGACGGCAUCAUCAGCUUCAAGCGGCCCAACAGUGACGGCACCAUCAGCUUCAAGCGUCUCAACAGUGACGGCACCAUCAGCUUCAAGCGGCCCAACAGUGACGACACCAUCAGCUUCAAGCGGUGCAACAUCAACGCCGGAAUCUAUAGCUCAAAUCAUACAAAUGACACAAACAACCUCACCUACAAUUUUAUCACAAUCUACAACUAAACUGGGGUCAACAACCGCAACAACUCAUUCAUCAACUAAAAUCCAGCUUCCAUCUACUACUAGUUUACAAACAAUCACCACCCCACGUACAACAACCCUGACAACUACAACAAGAACGACAACCACAGCACCCAUU
Messenger RNA from Triplophysa dalaica, 2359 nucleotides. RefSeq lists its product as uncharacterized. NCBI's taxonomy places the organism in Eukaryota, Metazoa, Chordata, Actinopteri, Cypriniformes, Nemacheilidae. The coding region runs from base 1 to 2223 and encodes 740 amino acids. The transcript is spliced from 4 exons. The record is from RefSeq and is a predicted model, not a curated record.